Molecule: messenger RNA, 519 nt
Organism: Guillardia theta CCMP2712
Lineage: Eukaryota; Cryptophyceae; Pyrenomonadales; Geminigeraceae
Exons: 9
Coding region: 1-519 (172 amino acids)
Biological process (GO): glycolytic process
Cellular component (GO): phosphopyruvate hydratase complex
Molecular function (GO): phosphopyruvate hydratase activity; magnesium ion binding
Source: RefSeq, a predicted model, not a curated record
AUGCCCAGCACGGGUCACAAGUUCCUGUCGGCAGGAGGAAACCCUACGGUCGAAGUUGAUCUGCAAACAUCCCUAGGGACUUUCAGAGCCUCAGUGCCCAGCGGAGCUUCAACGGGGGAGUACGAGGCUGUGGAGUUGAGGGAUCAAGAUAGAAAUCGGUUUGGAGGGAAAGGUGUUCUGAAGGCUGUGAAGAAUGUCAACGAAAUCAUUCGGCCGGCUGGAGCUGCUGCACAUCAACUGGAAUAUUUCGAGUACAUCAGCCAGCUCGCAGGAACGAAGGAAAUGUCUCUCCCCAUUCCAUGGAUGAACGUGAUAAAUGGCGGGCAGCACGCUGGAAAUCGUCUGCAGAUGCAGGAGUUUAUGGUUGCCCCUGUUGGAGCUGAGAAUUUCCAAGAGGCGAUGAGGAUGGGCUCGGAGGUCUACCACACGCUGAGGAAGAUCAUCAUCGACAAACAUGGGCCAGCCGCGGCUUCGAUCGGUGACGAGGGGGGUUUUGCUCCUGAUGUCGAGGUGUGCUAG